This is a messenger RNA of Pelagomonas calceolata, 922 nucleotides long. NCBI's taxonomy places the organism in Eukaryota, Pelagophyceae, Pelagomonadales, Pelagomonadaceae. The record is from the annotation of a GenBank genome assembly.
GGCUGCUGCAGCAGCACCAAGCGCUGAGUGCCACGCCCGCAGACCGUCCACACGAGCGUAUUGAUAGGAAUCAAUCAUAACUGAAACAGCACCAACGCCGUCGAAGCGUUGAAGCCAAAAGCACAACACACACUGUGCACAAAACACAGAGAGAGAGCAGCCUGCAGCCUCCUCCAGCACAGCGGCGCGAUCGACGAAACGCGUGAUAAAAAAUGAAACUCGUAGCGCUCGCAGUAGCAGCGACCGCCCUGCGGCCACUCAGCACGCGCCUGCACGCCAAAAGAAGCGAGGACGACAUCGGCAAGCAGGCGAAGGGCUUUUACAUACGACCGAGCGCGGCCAUCGAGCGGGGCGGCGGCUUCUUCAUUCCCGGCCUCGAGGGCGCGAAGCUGCGCAUCGCGCUGGGGGGCGGGUUGCUCGUGCUCUCGGGCCUCUCGAUCGCGACCUCCGGAGACGCGCCGCUGGCCGUGCGCGUGUCCGAGUGCGUCGCGGCCUUCGCGAGCGCGGGCGUCGUUUUGCCGUAUGUGCUGCCCGCCAGCAAGGCGGAGGACGAGCUUUCGGCCUACCGCGGCGGCGCGCCCGUCGUCGCCGAAGGCGCGCCGGCCGACGCGGCGUGGGCCUGCGGCGCCGUGCGCGCGGCCUUUCCCGACGCGGCCUUCGUCGCGUUGGUUGAUGGUGACGGGAGAGUCCUGUGUGCGGAGCGCACGCCGCCCUCAUCUAGUUUCGGACGCAUAGCCGGCGACACGGUGCGGCGGCGGGACGCGCCGGACCUCUUCGACGCGCUUGGUGGUGCCGAUACGGCCGCGGCCGUCGCAUCGAACGACCUGGUCUGGCUCGUCGCGUCGGACGAGCUCCGGGACGACGACCGCGCGUGGGUCGCGGCCUUGUUGGAGAGCUAGUAUAAACAUGGGAUUUAUCCGGG